AUGGCCGGAGGCAAGGGUAAAUCGUCCGGCGGCAAGAGCUCCGGCGGCAAGACGUCGGGCGUCGACGGCCCAAAGAAGCAGCAGAGCCACUCGGCCCGCGCUGGUCUUCAGUUCCCCUGCGGUCGUGUCAAGCGUUUCCUCAAGAACAACACCCAGAACAAGAUGCGCGUGGGCGCAAAGGCUGCCGUCUACGUCACAGCUGUUCUCGAGUACUUGACCGCCGAAGUCCUCGAGCUUGCAGGCAACGCCGCCAAGGAUCUCAAGGUCAAGCGCAUCACGCCACGCCACCUGCAACUCGCCAUCCGCGGUGACGAGGAGCUCGACACCCUGAUCAGAGCCACCAUCGCCUAUGGUGGUGUGCUGCCACACAUCAACCGCGCGCUGCUGCUCAAGGUGGAGCAGAAGAAGAAGAACAAGCAGCCCGAGGCAUAG
Messenger RNA from Microdochium trichocladiopsis, 432 nucleotides. RefSeq names its product histone H2A like protein. The transcript has 3 exons. The record is from RefSeq and is a predicted model, not a curated record. Bases 1 to 432 code for a protein of 143 amino acids. Lineage: Eukaryota; Fungi; Ascomycota; Sordariomycetes; Xylariales; Microdochiaceae. Gene Ontology annotation, cellular component: nucleosome. Gene Ontology annotation, molecular function: structural constituent of chromatin; DNA binding; protein heterodimerization activity.